CCAAUACAGAGGCUCCUUAUCGACAGCUGAAGUUUAUUACACACUGUCAUGCUAAGCCGGAAUGGGGAUUUUAGUCCUGCCCUUUCAAAUUAGGCGGGAAUGCUUUGACAAGUGUUCCCGCCGCUUCGCCUUGAAUCGUUGUGGCUAAACUUAGAGCGUCCGGCUGAUGCCUUGAGGAAUCGAUUUUAUCCAUUGUGACUUGACAAUGUAUUCUUCCUCGUCAACUCUCAUUGCUGCUGUGUGUAUUCUUUUCUCUCUCUCUCAUUGACGUGUUUGGUUCUGAUACGUCAUUUUCUCGUUGCUUUACCGGACAGUGCGUGAUAUCAUUGUCCAUUGUUUGUUCAGUCCAUCUGAACAAAGGUUUGCAAAGACUGAUUUGGGUUUAUUAGUUGCAGUGGUGUAAGAAGGAAAGACCAUGGGCAAGAAAGGGUUAUCUUCAAAGGUCAAGAGGUCAUUAUUCGUUUCCGGGUUAUCGCUUUCAUUAUGCCUUACUGGUUUUCUGCUCUUCUACAAUGCUGAUCGCAAUCACCUGUUCCAGCCUGCUGAGCAUGACACGUACGAUCCCUUAACGUACAAGGUGUCUCUUCCCAGCGGUGACGAGUCGAAUACCGCUGCAACGCGUAACAAAGGAGAGGAUGAACAGUCACAUGUUCACCUCGAGAAUAUACUACCACUGGUCCGUCACGGCGACAUAUUGCAAAGGCUCAGCAGUGGACAAAAUGGCGGCUCGGUCUAUACGUUCUUCAACGAUGCGAUUAUCAGCAGGCUCUCGCCUCAGGAACAGGGAUACCAUAAGACCAUGCUGAGAAAGUUCAUUCAACUUUACCACUCGCUGGGGUUUAACGUUCAUAUACUGAACUAUAUGGACGCUGUUAUAAAUCCAAAUGCUACAAGACUUAUGUCUCAAAUGUCUAUCAAUGAGCAAGCUAAAGCAGUGAUUCUAUCAAUGUUGGCCUGGCAGGCCAAACUCCAGGAGAGUGGGGAUACUGAAGGAGGUUUAUACUCCGAUUAUGAAAUCUUCCCAAUGAGUAACGAGCAGUCAUUGAAUCAGCUCACAAGUACAAAGAUGAAUAGUCUAACUACACUGAAAGGGUAUGGAUAUAGGUUGAUGGUUAGUGACAUAACUGGUGUCGAUAAUUUCAUUGAAUCUUUGUUGGAGAACGACACGAUAGCUCCAAAGGUCUUUGAAAUUGACCAGUAUAACUCUGUGUUUGCAGAUUAUUCGAUAAACACGUGGAGAAAAUUGUUGAACACCGAUAACUUGAGGUUCUUAAUAGAUGAGAUCCCAAAGAUAUUGAACGCUCAUUUACACCGCUGGAGACUUGCACGGUAUGACACCGUCACAGUUGUUGAUACAAUCUCAAUAGGCAGUCAUUACUUUUCAAAACCGAUACUACUGGCUGUAAAGAGUCUGUUGAAAACCUCAGGACACGAACUUAUCUAUCCAAUACCCACAAUAUCCUUUGUCGAGAGAUUCGUGGUUGAGAUCAUGGAUGCUUUACCCUGGAGGACAUCCAUGGAUACCUCACAAUAUGACCAGGAGCGAUCCUUAAAACAAAUGCAAGAACUUUUAAAGCCAUUCAUCCAUGAUCAUCAAAAAAACUGGAACGUCGAAAUAGUUUCCUCUCUGGAUAUGAAUGACAAUGACAAGAAUUUGAAAUUGGUCUCCAUUCCACAUCCAUUAUCACUGGGUACUGCUAUUGAUCUCAAUACUAAGGGUAUGGUGACAAGUUCGCGUAUGUCAUCAAUGAAUCAACACGAUUUCUUCUCCCAACAUCUCGUCGAUUCCCAAAACGUUGAAGAUUUGAAGAGUUAUAUGGUUAAAGAUCACAGCACCAUUGUCUUCAACUCAGAAACACUCUCAACUAAGCAGUUUACUCACGCUAUAGCGCUCAAUUUGGGUUUCGAUAUAGACGGUGUUAGCGACGAAUGGGGCGUUGAAUAUCAGGAUAAGGCCAAGCCGCUUAACGAAGUGCUCAAGCAAGAGUUGACGAUUUCAGAGGGUGAUUUCAAAAUGAAGAUGGAGAUGGCCAGGAACUUGGUGACUCAUUACGAAUCGCCCAACAGCUACACUGAAACCCAGAGACAAAGCGAAGAAACAUUGAAAACCUAUAGAGAUAAGAUGAAGAACACCCCUAAUUCUUAUGGUAUUGCUGAUGACCUGGAGAGUAAACUUGACGAUUUAUCGUAUAGUGAAAUACGCCAUGAUCCUAUGGUGGACUUUGCCGAACUUUGGAAUCCCAAUGAUACUGAGCUUUGGUGGUUGGCCAAAAGUUUGAGAUACAUUGAUGAAGUUGUUGCAACUUCAUUAGCAAAUUGGUGAAUUUUCAUCUAUCACGCUUCAACUUUUUAAUGGCAUCAUCAAUCAACCCUGCGGAUUUGAGCAAUUCCUCGUCAGUAUACUUCAAGAAGCUCUCUUUCCAACCUAUCCACGUUUCCUGUGAACUCAACCGCUGGGAUACUUGCUCGCUAUCGAGUAUAUAUGCACUUUCUUGCCAGAUAAGAAAGUCCUAUUUUGUAUUUGUUAGUGUGAAUCUCUUUAUGCACUUUUCCCUCUUCCCUUUGCUACUAGAUGUAUAUUGAUGUGUCUAUCGUUACCCUGUUAAGCCCUUCAAAUUCCUGUGUAAUAUCUUCCAUUGUUUUGGAGUACUCGUUAAAGA
Molecule: messenger RNA, 2660 nt
Organism: Williopsis jadinii
Lineage: Eukaryota; Fungi; Ascomycota; Saccharomycetes; Phaffomycetales; Wickerhamomycetaceae
Exons: 1
Coding region: 416-2323 (635 amino acids)
Source: RefSeq, a predicted model, not a curated record